AUGUUAGUAUCAUUGUUACAUUUAGAUUCGCAAGAUACAAUAUACGAACACAUUUUUGAACGGUAUAUCGAAUUAGAAAACAAUUCAAACUAUUUAAAACAAGAUUUAGGCAUUCAAAAUAGGUCAUUGGAAUUGAUUGAAAUCGAUAUAGACCCACCACCAGAAAACUAUUCUUCGAACAACAACAAUAACAACCAAAAAAGAAAUAAAGGGAAAAAAAGUAAAAGUGUGAAAACUCGAGAAAAUAAUAACUAUCAAAAUAAAUGUAUUAAUGACAGCUACCAUUUAUCAAUUAACCAAAGCCUCUGUUCUCUAAACUCCACUCAAAACAAUAAUUCUACAACUGGCUUUGUUUUAUGGCAAUCGUCUCCGCUUUUCAUCAAAUGGUUGUUAUAUCAGGAAAGUGCUUCUUUCUUCAGAAACGGACACACUUCCAGCGAUAGCAAAGAUACCAUUCUUCCUUUAUGUGAUGAAUCUACUAUUUUAUUAGAGUUAGGCUGCGGUAUAUCGGGCAUUUUACCCAUCAUUUUAUCGAAUUAUGUUUGUACAUAUAUUGCCACUGAUCAAAAUUCUAUAUUAAAUAAACUAAAAAAAAAUAUUUUAUCCAAUAUAAAUGAGAUCAAUAAAAGAGAAGUAAUUAGUAAAACAUUGGGUAUCACAAAAAGCCAAGAUGAAGAGUUUGAAAAUUAUAAACAAUCGAAAAAUGAUAAUCAUAAUACCAAAAAAGAGGUUGUUUUAGAGAUAUGCCCGUUAGACUGGGAACAUCCUAUGUCACCAGCAACCGAUUUAUUUCUAAAUACUUUAAUAACUUCGCCGUUAAAGCAAAACAAUAAUUUAUUAAUAUUAGCUAUGGAUGUUAUAUAUAAUACUUACUUAAUAGAACCGUUUUUGUCAACAAUUGACACGAUUUUCCAAAAGUAUUCAAAGAAAAACUUUUUUUCAGGCAAGGUUCAGUGCUUUGUCGGUAUUCAGUUAAGAACACAAGAUGUUGUGGAAGAAUUUUUGAUUAAAGCAGUUGAAAAGCAUCAAUUUAUGGUAAAGUUCAUUGACGAUCCUAUGUUUCUUAACAAGUCCAGAUUUGCUUAUUAUUUGAUUGAGGUGUGA
Saccharomycodes ludwigii is the source of this 1104-nucleotide messenger RNA. RefSeq names its product S-adenosylmethionine-dependent methyltransferase (gene RKM5). The transcript has a single exon. The coding region runs from base 1 to 1104 and encodes 367 amino acids. The record is from RefSeq and is a predicted model, not a curated record. Lineage: Eukaryota; Fungi; Ascomycota; Saccharomycetes; Saccharomycodales; Saccharomycodaceae.